CAGGAUUGACAUCAUGGCGUCUUGCGCUGUUCAGCUGAUUGACAAAGUGACGAGGAGGAAGGGGGAGAAAAAGAAAUUUGAAGCAAACAUUUUGAAGGGCCCUUGUAUAAAACACCCUUUACAAAACAGAUGGGGUCUUUGGUUCUACAAGCACGAUAAGAGCAAAAUGUGGCAAGACAAUCUAAGGCUCAUCACCAGGUUCGACACAGUUGAGGACUUCUGGGCAUUAUACAACAACAUACAGCUGCCAAGCAAACUGUCCUCUGGCUGUGACUACUCCAUGUUCAAGGAUGGCAUCGAGCCCAUGUGGGAAGACAGAAGUAAUAAAUGUGGCGGCCGCUGGUUGAUUACUCUCGCCAAGCAGCAUAGACACACUGAACUUGACCGGUUCUGGCUGGAAACGAUGUUGUGUCUUAUUGGAGAAGGCUUUGGCUCCUUCAGUCGGGAUAUCUGUGGAAGUGUAAUCAAUAUCCGUGCCAAAGGGGACAAAAUCGCCAUCUGGACCUCCAAUGCUGAGAACAGUGAGACCGUUACAUACAUUGGUCAAAAGUAUAAAGAAAGUCUUGGACUCCCGCCGAAACUUGUCAUUGGAUAUCAAGCCCAUGCAGACACUGCAACCAAGAGCAACUCCAUAACCAAAAACAAGUUUGUUGUAUAAAAGUAGGCUUUAGUUUGAUCCUGUUGCAGGGGCCUAGAUGUUUAUAUUGGUGUACGAUUAGUAUUCUUGUAUUCAGAUGUUUUUGUUACUUUGUGUGGGUGUAACUUGUGGCAUUUAAAUUCACAUUGAUAAGAUGCAAGACUUUGUAAAUGUUUUAGUUGUACUUUUUUGUGGUGUUGAAGGGCUAUAAAAUGCCAAGACUUUAUUUAGUUUAUUUUUUUGAAAAUUAAAACGAUCUACUUUUGCAAAUGUUUCUAUGGCUGGAUGCAUGUGUGCAAAGAAAAUGGUUUGGCUUUCCUUUUAAGUUAAAAAAAAGUCUGCAAAAUAUGCUGCACUGCUCAUUUCAAAGAAGUUUGGAUGGAUGGAGAUCAGGUUUUUUUUAUUGUUAACCUUUAUUUAACCAGGUUGUUCAUUGAGAUGUAAAACCUCUUUUCCAAGAGAGACCUGGACAUGUGUGAUUUAUUGGAAACCAGGACCAACCCUUUGGUCUAUUGAGUUUACUAUAUCAAUAAGGUGAUUUUUGAAAGUUAUCAGCGUGUUGGUGUUAUCAAAGUUGCUUAUUUGGUUAGUUACCUGGAGUGUAGAAGCUAAGCUUUCAUUAACACUUUAUA
This is a messenger RNA of Pimephales promelas (fathead minnow), 1269 nucleotides long. RefSeq names its product eukaryotic translation initiation factor 4E family member 1B (gene eif4e1b). Gene Ontology annotation, molecular function: RNA 7-methylguanosine cap binding; translation initiation factor activity. Lineage: Eukaryota; Metazoa; Chordata; Actinopteri; Cypriniformes; Leuciscidae. Gene Ontology annotation, cellular component: eukaryotic translation initiation factor 4F complex; cytoplasm. The record is from RefSeq and is a predicted model, not a curated record. Gene Ontology annotation, biological process: translational initiation.